AAAAAAAAAAAAAAAUAAACCUAAAAAAAUAAAAUAAAUAAUUUAAUUUUCUUAAUAUUUGUAUAUGCCAGUAUAUAACAAUUCAUCGACGAGUUUUUUAAGCGAUAAUAAUGAUAAAGGAAACGAGUUUAAACGGGAGACCAAAGAUACAGCACUGAGAUCUUUAUGGAGAACACGAAAUUCACUCUAUGUGGUGCUGUUAACAAUAUUUGAGGCAUUAGUGGUGAUUAUAUUGGAAGCAGUUUUAUUUGCUAAAUUUAAGCAAAAGAUGGAUUUACUGUCAGAUUCUAAGACUGGAGUUGGAUUAUUAAAGGGAAUUCCCGUGUAUCUUAUCAUCUUUAUUUUUUCCCUCAUCUUUCAAGUGGCCCUUGCAUGGGAUGCCGUGCACAAGAAGAAUACGAUUCAAGUCAUUGCAUUUAUACUAUUUAAUUUAUGUUGUUUCAGUUACGCGGUAUUCCAGUUCUCACAGAUUCAAAAAGCGAUUCAAGCAACUUUAGGUGAUGAUCCCUUUUUCUUUGAAUUACAAAAACUCAUGAUUGCCAAUCCAGUGGUGAUGGGGGUAUGUCAGUUGGCCUAUUUCUACUUGGGUGCACGAUUGUAUUUGGAGUUUGGGUGGCGAAUUUAUAAAAAGAUUGGGGCCGAUCCAGAUAUUCGUAGCAUGUAUCGUUGGUAUCAAAUCUUUUUGACCAUCAUCAAGCUGGAUAUUUUCUUCUUUUUAGGUUUUUCGAUUCAAUAUUUGGUACUGAUAUUACACCGUGGUGAUGUAGAAUAUCCAUUAACCAUUGUAGCCUUACCAUUGACCUGUAUCGUCUUGAUUUUGGCUGUGUAUGCCGUACGACAUGAAUCCAGACAGCUGAUGUUUCUGUUCUUUGUUGGCUUGGCUGCUGGUGUAGCCUAUUUUAUUUUCAAGAUCUGUCGCAUGUAUGAUUCAACACAGCAUGACAAGUUUUUAUAUGUGUCGAAUUUCCUGUCUUUUUUCGCAUGUGUAACCUUGGUUUUAUUGCUACUGACGAUUGUCAAUGCCUCUAUUUGCUGGUAUAAUUUCGAUAAAGGCUUAAAAGCCCAUUUAUUGCGAGAUUUAGAUGAACCAUCUGCCUCUUCUCAAGAAAAUGGUGGUCGUACAUUAUCACUCGAUUAAUUAACACUAUACCCCCCCCCCUCCACUCCCCUUCUUUCCCUCUUGUAUCUAGUAUUACAUG
This is a messenger RNA of Mucor mucedo, 1199 nucleotides long. RefSeq lists its product as uncharacterized. Gene Ontology annotation, cellular component: Golgi apparatus. The transcript is spliced from 6 exons. NCBI's taxonomy places the organism in Eukaryota, Fungi, Mucoromycota, Mucoromycetes, Mucorales, Mucoraceae. The record is from RefSeq and is a predicted model, not a curated record. The coding region runs from base 65 to 1138 and encodes 357 amino acids.